UAAAAAGGAUAAUUUAGUAAAAAAAAAAAAAGAAGAAGAGAGACGAAAAUGGAGAGGAGAGGUGGUGGAGGGUGAUGAAUCGCGCUCUAUCCUCAAAAACCGUAGAAAAAUCCUCUGAAAAUUACCCAACAAAAAAUAUAAAAAAGAAAAGCUUCUCCCUCCUUUCCUUUUAGAUUCUUCUCUUUUGUCUGAAUCCCUUUUUCCUCGCACAAUCCCGAGAUGUCCGACAGGAUACUCUGCAAGUUCUUUGUCCAUGGCUCGUGUUUAAAAGGAGAAAACUGUGAAUACUCUCAUGACUCCAAGCACCAUGCCAAUAAUGUUUGCACAUUCUAUCAGAAAGGGAUAUGUUCAUACGGAACUAGAUGUAGAUACGAACAUGUCAGAACCUCUCAACACAAAGGAGAUCACGGUGACAACAAACCCCUUAACCUCUGUUACACCCACCCGAGAGAACACCCAAUCUGCUCCUUCGCUGCUGCUGGAGAUUGCCCGCGAGGCAGCCAGUGUCCGCACAUGCACGGAGACAUCUGCAGCACCUGCGGGAAGAAGUGUUUGCAUCCUUUCAGACCCGAGGAGCGAGAGGAGCACACGAAAGAAUGCCAGAAGAAGCAGAAACACAUGGAAGCUCUGAAGAAGAGUCAAGACAUCGAGUGUAGCGUCUGUCUGGAUCGUGUUCUGUCGAAAGCCACUCCAGGGGAGAGGAAGUUUGGGCUGUUGACGGAGUGCCAUCAUCCCUUUUGCAUACAGUGUAUUCGUAACUGGCGAAGCAGUGCUCCUGUUUCGGGGAUGGAUGUGAACAGCACGCUGAGAGCUUGUCCUAUAUGUCGCAAGCUGUCGUAUUUCGUUGUGCCGAGUGUUGUCUGGUACUCUACUCCUGAAGAGAAGAAGGAGAUCAUUGACAUAUACAAGGCGAAACUCAGGUCUAUUGACUGCAAGCACUUCAACUUUGGAAAUGGAAACUGCCCCUUUGGAGGAAGUUGUUUCUACAAGCAUGCAUAUUCUGAUGGUAACUUGGAAGAAGCUGUUAUACGACAUCUUGGUUCUCAAGAAGGAGAAACUGCAAUAGCAGACAGUGUGGCUGGGCUAUCAGAGUUCCUUGGUCGCGUGCAGUUUUAAGUACUCUUUUCCCUAAAUAAUCGAAUCAGAAGACAGGAGGCUGAUGACAACCAUCUUCUCUUUCCAAAAGCAUUUGAUUCCCGUUGAAAAAUCCCUUGAAAUACCAGAAAAUGAAGACAAGCUCAGAGAGGGAUGAUAGUUCAAAAACAUAUUAGGAGACAGAAGAAAACUCAUCUGUAAAUAAUAUUUUUAGAUAGGGGAUGCCUAACUUACAGUAUAUGUAAAUAAAUAACAAAGAUUGUUUGACCAAAGCAUGCUACCAUUCAUGUGAUGUAAAUAAAACUUUUCAUAACCACUCACUCAUGUGAAAAGAUUUAUACGAGGGAUUCAAAUUA
Molecule: messenger RNA, 1451 nt
Organism: Raphanus sativus (radish)
Lineage: Eukaryota; Viridiplantae; Streptophyta; Magnoliopsida; Brassicales; Brassicaceae
Product: E3 ubiquitin-protein ligase makorin
Exons: 8
Coding region: 220-1116 (298 amino acids)
Biological process (GO): protein polyubiquitination
Molecular function (GO): metal ion binding; ubiquitin protein ligase activity
Source: RefSeq, a predicted model, not a curated record